Messenger RNA from Aspergillus uvarum CBS 121591, 3028 nucleotides. RefSeq lists its product as uncharacterized. Gene Ontology annotation, cellular component: SAGA complex. Gene Ontology annotation, biological process: regulation of transcription by RNA polymerase II. NCBI's taxonomy places the organism in Eukaryota, Fungi, Ascomycota, Eurotiomycetes, Eurotiales, Aspergillaceae. The coding region runs from base 1 to 2874 and encodes 957 amino acids. Gene Ontology annotation, molecular function: transcription coregulator activity. The transcript is spliced from 3 exons. The record is from RefSeq and is a predicted model, not a curated record.
AUGGCGACGGCAAUCUCCAAGCCCAAUUCGCAUCCCCCUAAGAUGAAACGACCUCCCCCGCCUUUUGUUCAGACCGGGAUGAACGGUGUUAAGUCCCAACAAUCCUCAACCUCCCCUUCUUCUACAGCAAAGCACCUUCCAGGAUCUGCAACGCCGGCUGCUGCAGGCUCCAAGAACGCACCGAUGGCGAAUGGCGUCAAUGGCACGGCCAGUGCGGGCGCACCGUCCAAAGGCCCCCAGAACCGGACGAAGAAAGAGGCGCAAAAGGCCGGCGAGCAGGCCGGGCGGCUACAGAAGCCAUUUUCAAGGGCCUCGUCAAUUGAUAGCGAUCGCCGAGCAGGAAAGCGGUGUCCAGAGCCCUUCGUCAAAACCACGUCAUAUAUUCUCAAGAAGUUCUCCAAACACCCUCCCUCGCUGAUUCUCCACCUUCAUCCGACCCACUUCCGCUUUGAGCAGCAAGAUGGGAGCUUUCCUUAUAAUUCGGAGAUGAAGGUCAUCAUCGAACAUAUCCGCUCUCAAACCGUUCCCCAUGACAUGAUGGAGGAGCUGUUGAGGGCCAAUGUUCGGUUCUAUGAAGGCAGGCUAUUGCCCCUAUACGGCACAUUUGAUAGGUGCUCGGCUAACUACGUGCCGUCAUCGAAUGACAACAACACCCCCUUUUCUAUACAUAAUUACAACGAGCACGUCACACCAUCUGCCUAUGUGCCUUACCCGAAGCUGAACCAGUUGACUUCGGAGAAGCCUUCCGCAAAGGAGGCGGCUUCGGAAAGCCAGCAGGAUGUCAAGUCGGGCAGUGAGCAGCCCGGCAACUUGGACUCGCAAGCUUCGCAGAAGGAUUCGAGAUUCAUUCAUUCAAAACAGCCUUCGAAACCUCGAGUGUUUACCACUGUCUUACACCCUACGCCCCGUUCGCUUCAAGCCGAGCUGACUCUUCUCGCCACUACACCUGAUCCCAAAGCGGCCAAGCAGACGGCAGUCAGCUCGACAUCCCAUCCGCAAGGGUCUUCUUCUACAGCACCGUCUUCCCCGAAGCCGGGGGCGGCCGUCAAUUCCCAGCAAGAUCGUGCGCCUCCAGCGAAGAAACAGAAGAUGCUGGUGGAACCCCAGGAUCUCUUAGAGUGUGAGGCCAGGUUGACGAGAGCAUUGGCUCCCCCUCUCUACCUUGGGUCCGUCAGUAGUCUUGAUGGAGUUCAUGAUCUGUUGAAGCACAUGGAAAGCCCGCUUCAUUGCGAUCCACCACCUUCACCCAAGCGUAGGAAGCGGACUGUGGCCGAACUUGCCGCUGACGAAGCCCUCGCAGCGGAGGAAGAGCGUUUCAUGCUCAUCAUGGAUGAGCGUCUGGAGCCAGCUUCCUCCAAUGGUGCCGGUGGGCCAAAAUCAGCUGUUGUCGAUGACACUGGUGGUGGCGCACCGUUUGAGCCACGCUUCUCGAGAUUUAAGACGCUUGAGAACAUCCGUAUGCAACACGAAGAGAAGGCGAAGCGAGACCAUGAGAUCAAGGUCAAGCAAGAGAUGGCCAAGCGACAGCAACAGGAGCAAGAGAGGGAGCGGCGCCGUCUUGCUGAACAGCGACAAGCCGAGGAGCAUGCCAAGGAAGAAGCUCGAAGACAACAGCUCGCGGCGCAGCAAGCUCAGGCACAAUUGGCAGCGCAGCAACAAACUCGACAUGCCAUGGCUCAAUCAAAUGGUGCCAGUCAGGCGCCACAGUCAUCUCCUGUGGUACGCAACCAGACCCCUCAGCACAUAUCAUCACCGGUCGUAGGCACAAGGACAACGCAAGCCGGGGUUCCUAUGAGUAUGACGUCUUCAAUGCAGGGUGCCGGAAGUCCUUCGAGACCACCGUCGGUGAUACAGCACGCGCACCCCGCCAUGAGCCAUCCAAUGGCAGCUUCAAGAAGUCAGCAAGGACAGAGCCGCCAUGGAACACCACAGAUGACUCAAGGCACUCCUGCCAUGUCCCACGCUACGCCUAUCAUGCGAAAUGUAACACCGACGCAGAGGAUGAGUCAUGCCAGUCCGAGCCAUUCUACCAUGGCACCUACCCCAGUCCUGAACCAGGCUACCAUGAUGGCGACCCCUCAAAUGAACAACGGGAUGGGCCUCACAACCCAGCAGCAGCAACAGAUGCUUAUGCAACAGAGAAAUCAACUCCUUGCCCAACAGGGUAUGCUUCACGGUCAGUUCUCGCCGAAGGUGGCCCAAAUGCAAGCGAAUGCGCAUGCACAGCAGAAUAUCCAAGCCCACCAACAACAGCAGCAGCCGCAGCAGAUGCAAAUGCACUUCCAGCAGCAGCAACAGCCACAGCAGCCGCAGCAACAGCAGCAACAGCAACAGCAGCAAGCCAAGUUCCCGAAUCCGCAAGCCUACCAAGCCCAGUUGAUGCGUGCACAGCUCGCGCAGAUGCAAAUGGCUCAGCAACAGCAACAGUCACAAGGGCAACAAGCGCAAGGGCAACAGGGCCAAAUGCAUCAGAACGGACCGCAACUAAACCCUCAACAACAGCAAAUGCUGAUGGCCGCGGCCCAGGCGAAUGGAGGCCAUCUACCGCAGAAUAUGCAAGGCGUGAACAUGACGCAGGGUGUCACCAUCGCCCAGCGAUACAAUCAACUAUACCAUCAGCGCUUGCUGCGGUUGAGACAAGAAAUGGCCAGCCGACUAAUGCCCCAGUAUGGCCCGCCCGCCUCGUAUCCUCCGCAAAUCGCACAACAGUAUCAAGCUGGGCUUGAACGCAAUGCCAAACUCUGGGUUCAAGAAUUGAUGCGUCGGGAGCGGGAGCAAGCUCAACAACAACGUGCUUCUCAGGUGGCUGCCAUGCAAGCUCAAGUGAUGCAACAACAACAGCAACAGAAUAUGAUGCAAAAUGGCAUGAAAUAGUUGCGGCCUCUUGGAGACCGACCGACUCUGUACUCGUUUCAGAUCUUAAUAUCUCUCUACAAGCGAAUAAGUGUGAAGCACUUAUCCUUGGAACCCUUUUUUUCACCUCCAUUCUACUUUCCAAUUCUCAGACCUCGCUAUGUUUGGACACCUG